This is a messenger RNA of Triplophysa dalaica, 13538 nucleotides long. It is a transcript of the gene dnah9l, whose product is annotated as dynein, axonemal, heavy polypeptide 9 like. The transcript is spliced from 84 exons. Gene Ontology annotation, biological process: microtubule-based movement. The record is from RefSeq and is a predicted model, not a curated record. Gene Ontology annotation, cellular component: dynein complex. The coding region runs from base 1 to 13425 and encodes 4474 amino acids. Lineage: Eukaryota; Metazoa; Chordata; Actinopteri; Cypriniformes; Nemacheilidae. Gene Ontology annotation, molecular function: ATP binding; dynein intermediate chain binding; minus-end-directed microtubule motor activity.
AUGACAGAAGCCGGUGUCCGUGUUCCUCUGGAGCAGGUGAAGGCCGUCUCAGAUGAGCGAGUGGACUUUCUGAGGGAACAGGCCUUCAGUGUUCUACGACUCAAAACGGACAAGUGGAACCGUUUCAUCGGACUGGAGGAGAAUCAGAGAGCUCUGCUGGACUUUCUGGACCAGAGCUGGCGAGAGUAUCUGAUUCUCUUCAUGGGACCGGGAGGAACUCUGCAUGCUGGAGAUGAACAGAGCUCCUCGUCCUGGAAGACCAAACUUCUGUCUGUCCUGAAGAAGAGAAAGGGGGUCAUCUCCAAAACCUCCUUUAGGUCUCAGCUGUGGCUUGGAGAGGUUCCCGCACUACCCCUGGAUUACACUCCUAUCAUCAUCUCUCAGGUGUUUGUCUCUCUGAUGGGGUGUCCGUUAAAUCAACGUGUCUGGCCUCGAGUGGUUGGGCAGGACAUUUGCAGACACCUGGAGCAUCUGCGCAGUCAGGCGGUCACACUGAGAGGACGAGCUCACGGUCAAAUUCUGCUUCCUCUGCCGCUGUGUGUGGAGAGAAAAGACGAGCGGCAGCUCAGCUCGGAUUCGUGUCUGAUCGACAGAACGCUAUUGUACUCGAUUGAGACCAUGGUGAUUCAGUGGUGUCAGCUGAUGGGCUCUGUGCUGCAGCGGGACUCUUCUAAAGUCCUGCGCGAUGGGGACCACCCGGGCCCCACGGCGGAGCUCAGUUUCUGGGCCAAACAGAAAGACAAUUUAUUAGGAAUCCAGAAACAGCUUCAGAACCCAAAGGUCGAUAAUGUGCUGGAAAUAUUGCAGAGGAUCAUCAGCAGUUAUUAUUCACCUUUCUGUGACAUCAUUCAAAAAAUCAACCACGCGGUGGUGGAGGCGGAGGACAUUGAUCUUCACCUGCGUACGCUGCGUCGUCUCAUAUGUGCGUUUGAGGAGCGGAGCUUCAGUGAUCUGGAGCCUCUGAUCCCGGCUCUGUUUCACACACUCGCUCUCAUCUGGACACAUUCACACUUCUACUGUCAUCCCAAACACAUCGUCACACUGCUCACUGAAUUCUCCAACCUGCUCAUCGACAAGGCGUCUCUGUAUCUGAUUCCUGAGGAGCUGUUUAAAAUGGAGUUAGAGGAGGGGGUGGAGCGGGUUCGGAAGGCCAUCCAGGUGUUUUGGAUGUUCCAGCGGAGUUUCCGGCAGUACAGAGACAAGCUGACACCCGAUGGACCCUACAGCCGCCCGGGACACACGGUCAAACCCUGGGACUUUCCAUCUGAACUCGUCUUUCACAGACAUGACUGUAUCAUGGAGAGACUGCGCAUGAUUGAGGAGUUGUUUGCCUCCGCUCUGGAUUUUCUGAAGCUUGAGCGCGUGGAGUUGGGCGGCUCAAGAGGAAAGAUUCUCAGCGAGAUGGUGUACGGCAUGAACGACGAGUUCUUGGACAGCUGGAGAACUGUAAGAGAAAGCAAAUAUGAUCCACUCGACUACAACAACAAGGAGUUUGUGCGUGACUAUCAUCGCUUAAUGGAACAGUACGGAGAUUUUGAUCAGAGGUUGGGAACUGUGAUAAACUUGGCCUUCCAACAUUCUCUGGGUUUAGAAUCUGCUUUCAAGCUCCUGCAGAUCUUUGGGACGCUGUUGGAGAGGCCGAGGGUUCACCAGCUUUUUGCACUGAAUUACAAUCAGCUGCUGGUAAUGUUUGAAGAGGAGAUCCACAUCUGUCAGCACAUACUGGACGGCCAGAGAGAGAAGUUGCGUAUGGGCUGUCCCGUUUUUGCUAAAAACAUGCCGAAUGUUGCCGGUAGCCUGAAAUGGUCUCAAGAACUGAGAGAUCGGAUCCUGUGUAACCGCAGUAACCUCAGUCAGCUUACACAUAUGCCAUUAGACAGUCCUGAAGCACAGCAGGUGUUGCGGGUGUGUGAAUGUUUAUUGGAGGUCUUGGAUCGGCUGGAUGAGGAGGUCUAUAAUAACUGGAGCGCUGGAUUGGACGAGUUGUGCCACACCCAUCUGAAUGAACCGCUGCUCUUAUUGGACGAGGAGACUAGCCUUUACAGCGUGAACUUUAACCCUGCCUUGACAUCAGUUUUAAGGGAGGUGAAGUAUCUUGGUAAUCUGAAGAAUCACAACAUUCCCAAAGCGGCUGUGAAUCUGUUCUCCAAACGGGAAACACUUCACCUGUACACCAGUACUCUGUCUCAGAUCUGUCAGUGGUAUAAUGAACUACACAGCACUAUUCUGGAGGUCGAGCUGCGGUUGGUGGAGUCAGAGCUGGAAGAAGUGAGACGUAAACUGAGGCCAGCGCUUAAGGAACUGCGAUGGAGUGAUGAAGACCUCGAUGAAUACAUCAUAAGCACGAGUGAUCUGGUGCGCGGUGUGUCCGAGCGUGUGCAGAAGAGCAAGGCCAACGUGGAUAAGCUGCAGGGCCUGAUGGGAGUUUUCAGUCAUUCCGCCUGCAUCACACGCAGGACCAGUCGCCACGGCAACCUGCUCAACCUCGCCGAUGUAGAGGAGAACUUCCGUCGUCAGUACGCUCUCAUCGCGCGGACAGGAGAAAAGAUACAUGAGCUCGUGCAGGGUAAUGCGGUUCUUCUCGGUGCUGAUGUAGACUCCGAGUCAUGGCAGUCUUACACAGAACACGUAGACAGAGCGGUUCUCUCUGGGUUCUGCAGUGCCGUACGAUGUUCUCUUCAGUAUUUAGUGGAGAACACGGAUCCAUUGCUUCGCAUCGCUCCACUGUUUGAAGUUCAGCUGACCCUGACCUUAGACAUGACCUUUCACCCUCCACUCGACCUUUCCAAGAAGGCCAACUUCUAUGACGUCAUUGACCAGAUGGUAGCAGAUAUUUUCAAAAUGGCCUCAUUCAUGAAAAGAGUGGCCAAGAUCAAACAGUCUGAGACGUAUCAGGCGGAUGUGGAUCAGACACCCGAGUUAGCAGGGUUAGCUCAGCUGGUGCGUAGCCGUGCACAUGAAGCCAUCGCUAAAGUCAAAGAGUUCCAACACUCCUUUGAUUCCUAUCGCUAUCUCUGGACCGGAGACAGGGCGGAGUUUAUGAGGCAGUUCCUGCUGUAUGGACACGCCCUUUCUGCAGAGGAGGCGGAGCUUUAUGCAGAUUACGAGCUGCCUAAAAACCCGCCCAAACUGCAGAACUUCAGAGAGCAGAUCAGUGAGUUUGAGGAUCUUUAUGAGAAGGUGCGUUUGUUAGAGGAGAAGAGGGUGUUCUGUGGAUGGUGUCAGGUGGACAUCAAACCUUUCAAAAUGUCUCUCAUGAACAUCAUCAAGAAAUGGAGCUGGAUGUUCAAAGAGCACCUGCUCAACCACGUCAGCGACAGUGUGCAAGACUUGGCAUCAUUUAUCGGGAACACGGAGCUAGGGUUGGUGAAGACCGUUACCGAUGGGGAUUACGGUAAACUGGUGGAAAUCAUGGGUCACCUGAUGGCCAUCCGAGACCGUCAGCUGAGCACGGAGCAACACUUUAAACCUCUGAAAGCCACAGCGGACCUGCUGAAGACAUACAACCAACAGCUGCCGGAACACAACUAUAUACUGAUGGAGUCACUUCCAGACAAAUGGAAGAACCUGAAAAAGUUGGCGUUUACAGUAAAACACGAGGUGGCUCCUCUCCAGUCCAAUGAAGUUGCCGUCAUCCGCAGAAAGUGUGUACGAUUUGAGAUUAAACAGCAUGAGUUCAGGGAACACUUUCGCACGGAGUCCAUCUUCUACAUCAGUCUGGAGGAGCCGUACAAACUCAUCGACAAGGCGAAUCGUGUUGUGGCUCAGUUAGAGAGUGAGAUGUGUAAACUUCAACAAACAGCCAAUCUGUUCGAGGUCAGUUUUCCUGAAUACAAACAGCUGGGACAGUGUCGCUCGGACCUCAUCCUGGUUAAAGUCGUCUGGGAUAUGGUCAUGUUCAUCAAGUCCAGUACCUUGGACUGGACUAAGACUCAAUGGAAGGAGAUCAAUGUGGAGCAGAUGGACAUGGAGCUCAGGAGGUUUGCGAAGGAGAUGAAGACUCUGGAUAAAGAGGCACGUGCGUGGGAUGUUUACAGCGGUCUGGAGUCUAUCGUGAAGAAUCUUUUGACAUCAUUACGAGCCGUGAAUGAACUUCAGAACUCAGCCGUCAGAGAGAGACACUGGAGACAACUCAUGAACACAACAGGGGUGAGUUUUGUGAUGGGUGAAAACACGACGCUGGGUGAUUUAUUGGAGCUUCAGCUCCACCGUGUGGAAGAGGAGGUGAAGAACAUUGUGGAUAAAGCGGUUAAAGAGAUGGCCAUUGAGAAGAUUCUGGCUGAGAUCCAGCAGACAUGGUCUAUGAUGUCUCUGUCAUAUGAGACGCACACCAGCACAGGAGCACCUCUGCUGAAAGCUGAUGAGAACCUCAUCGAAACCCUGGAGGACAACCAGGUUCAGCUCCAGAACAUUCUGAUGAGUAAGUAUGUGGAGUAUUUCAUGGUGGAGGUGAGCGGCUGGCAGAGGAAGCUGAUGGUGGCUGAUCUGGUCAUCGGGACGUGGCUGGCGGUCCAGCGCACAUGGGCUCAUCUCCAGAGCAUCUUCACCAACUCUGAAGACAUCAGGAAUCAGUUGGCACAUGACGCCGAACGCUUUCAAGGCAUCCAUCAGGAUUUCCAGGUCUUAAUGGUCGCCGUCGUAGAGACGAAUAAUGUGAUUGAAGUUACGAACAAGCCAGGAUUCUUGGAGCAUCUUGAAACUCUUCAGCAGAGAUUGUCGGUGUGUGAGAAAGUUCUGGCGGAGUAUUUGGAGACCAAGCGUUUGACGUUUCCAAGGUUUUAUUUCGUCUCCGCUACUGAUUUGCUUGAAAUCGUUUCCAAGGGAACUCAACCCAGACAGGUGACACGCCACCUGUUGAAGCUCUUCGAUAAUCUGGCUGAUCUCAGUUUUAAAGAGGAGGAAGAUGAUGGAGACACAACGGUGGCACUGGGCAUGUACAGCAGAGAGGGAGAGUAUGUGCCAUUCUCACAGCCCUGUGUGUGUCAGGGACAGGCGGAGUGUUGGCUCAAUGCUCUGGAGGAGGCCAUGUGUUCCACAGUUCGUCAGGAGAUCUCUGAAGCCGUAGCCGCUUAUGAAGACAAACCCAGAGAUCAGUGGCUCUUUGACUAUCCAGCACAGGUGGCACUGACCGGCAGUCAGAUCUGGUGGGUGACAGAUGUGGGGAUUGCCUUUGAAAGGUUGGAAGAGGGUUUCGAGACGGCGCUGAAAGACUACAACAGAAAACAGAUCAGUCAGCUGAACUCUCUGAUAAACAUGCUGCUUGGUGACCUCACGCCCGGCGAGCGACAGAAGAUCAUGACCAUCUGCACCAUCGACGUCCACGCUCGUGACGUGGUCGCCAAACUCAUUUCACAGAAGGUGACCAAUGGGCAGGCGUUUGCGUGGUUGUCACAGUUACGUCACCGAUGGGACGAGCAGCUGAAGCACUGUUUUAUCAACAUCUGUGACGCUCAGUUUCAGUUCUCGUACGAGUAUUUGGGAAACACUAACAGACUGGUGAUAACACCUCUCACUGACCGAUGUUACAUCACUCUGACUCAAUCACUGCACCUCACAAUGAGCGGCGCCACAUCAGGACCGGCCGGAACCGGCAAGACCGAGACCACCAAAGACCUGGGCCGCUCGCUCGGCAUUAUGGUCUACGUGUUCAACUGCUCCGAGCAAAUGGACUACAAGUCCAUUGGAAAUAUCUAUAAAGGUUUGGCUCAGACGGGCGUGUGGGGAUGUUUCGAUGAGUUUAACAGGAUCUCGGUGGAGGUUCUGUCUGUGGUGGCCGUGCAGGUGAAAACCAUUCAAGAUGCCGUCCGCAACAAGAAACAGAGGUUUCACUUUCUGGGGGAGGAGAUUGAGUUGAGACCGACGGUUGGGAUUUUCAUCACUCUGAAUCCAGGAUACGCAGGGAGAACUGAACUCCCAGAGAACCUUAAAGCUCUCUUCAGGCCGUGUGCGAUGGUCAUUCCUGAUUAUGAAUUGAUCUGUGAGAUCAUGUUGGUCGCUGAAGGUUUUAUUGAUGCACGUCUGCUCGCACGGAAGUUCAUCAGUCUCUACACACUGUGUAAAGAACUGCUCUCCAAACAGGAUCAUUACGACUGGGGUCUGAGGGCUAUAAAGUCAGUUCUGGUUGUGGCCGGAUCGCUGAAGAGAGAAGACAGAAGUCGUCCUGAAGAGCAGGUGCUGAUGCGAGCACUGAGGGACUUUAACCUGCCAAAGGUCGUGACCAGUGACGUGCCGAUCUUCCUGGGACUGAUCAGCGACCUGUUCCCGCUUCUGGACAUCCCGCGUAAGAGAGACCACCAGCUGGAGCAGAACGUACGGCAGUCGGUCACUGAGCUUCACCUGCAGCCCGAGGAGAACUUCAUACUGAAGGUGACUCAGCUGGAGGAACUGUUGACUGUCAGACACUCGGUGUUUGUUGUGGGCGGAGCCGGGACCGGAAAGAGUCAGAUUCUGAAGACACUUCAUAAGACAUACUCCAACAUGAAACUAAAGCCCAUCUGGACGGACAUCAACCCUAAAGCUGUCACGACCAAUGAACUGUUCGGAUUCCUGCAUCCGGCCACACGAGAAUGGAAAGAUGGUCUGUUUUCAUCCACGAUGAGAGAACUGUCUUCUAUAUCUCAUGAUGGACCGAAGUGGAUUGUUCUGGAUGGAGACAUAGACCCCAUGUGGAUUGAAUCUCUCAACACUGUCAUGGAUGAUAAUAAGGUGCUAACGCUGGCCAGUAAUGAACGCAUUUCAUUAACUCCUUCCAUGCGGUUGCUGUUCGAGAUCAGCCACCUGAAGGCUGCCACCCCGGCAACCGUAUCCAGGGCCGGAAUUCUGUACGUGAACCCUCAGGAUCUGGCCUGGAGUUCGUACGUGACGAGCUGGAUUGACACCCGUCACGCCCAAUCAGAGCGAGCUAACCUCACAAUCUUGUUUGAUAAGUACGUGCCGUACUGUCUGGAACAGGUGAGAUGUAACCUGAAGACCAUCACGCCCAUCCCUGAGACCAGUAUAGUGCAGACGCUGUGCUGUCUGUUGGACUGUCUGCUGACGGAUGAAAACACUCCUCCUGACUCUCCUCGAGAACUCUAUGAGAUCUACUUUGUGUUUGCGUGCGUCUGGGCUUUUGGAGGAGCUCUGUUUCAGGAUCAUUUGAUAGAUUAUCGUUCAGAGUUUAGCCGCUGGUGGUGUAAAGAAAUGAGAGCUGUGAAGUUUCCGUCUCAGGGGACUGUGUUCGAUUACUACAUCGACCCCAACACUAAACGCUUCAGUCCGUGGAGCGAGAGCACACCUCUGUUUGAGCUGGAGCCUGAGGUCCCGCUACAGACGAUGUUGGUUCACUCGGCUGAGACCAUCUGUCUGACGUAUUUCAUCGAGUUACUCGUGCAGAAGGGCAAACCGGUGAUGCUGGUGGGAAACGCUGGUGUGGGGAAAACCGUCCUGGUCUGGGACAAAAUCUCCAAACUCAAGGAGGAAUAUAUGGUGACCAAAGUGCCGUUCAAUUACUACACGACCUCAGCCAUGUUACAGCGUGUGCUGGAGAAGCCGCUGGAGAAGAGAGCGGGACGAAACUUCGCUCCUCCCGGUACUAAAAAGCUCAUCUACUUUGUGGACGAUCUGAACAUGCCUGAGGUUGAUGCCUACGGCACUGUGCAACCUCACACCCUCAUUAGACAACACCUGGACUACUCUCACUGGUAUGACCGUCAGAAGCUGGUGCUCAAGGAGAUUCAUAACUGUCAGUACAUCACCUGCAUGAACCCGACCGCCGGAAGCUUCUCCGUCAACCCUCGACUCCAGAGGCAUUUCUCCGUGUUUGCUGUUCAUUUCCCGGGCGCUGAGGCUCUGAGCACUAUAUACAGCAGUAUUCUGAGCGGUCACUUCCAGCUGGGCGGUUACAGUUACGGUGUGAGUCGUAUGGUCAGCACGCUGGUGCAGGCCGCCAUCUGUCUUCACCAGAAAAUGAACCAGAACUUUCUGCCCACUGCCAUUCGCUUCCAUUACAUCUUCAACCUCAGAGACAUCUCCAACAUCUUCCAGGGCAUUCUGUUCGCUCUGCCGGAGCAGGUGCGUUACCCCAUAGAUCUGGUGCACCUGUGGCUUCAUGAGUCCUCUCGAGUAUAUUCAGAUAAACUCAUGGAGGAGAAAGAUGUGGAGCUGUUCAACAAGAUCCUGCUGGACACGGGCAAGAGAUACCUUGAGGGCAUCGACGAGUCGAUCUUCAUCAACCAGCCCUUGAUCUAUUCUCACUUCGCUCACGGGACGGGUGAGGCGCGGUACGCACAGGUGACAGAUCUGGAGAAGCUACAGAAGACGCUGACGGACGCGCUUGAGCAUUACAAUGAACUGCAUUCUGACAUGAACCUGGUGCUGUUCGAGGAGGCCAUGCAACACAUUUGCAGAAUCAGUCGUAUUCUGGAGUCUCCGGUGGGGAACGCGUUGCUGAUCGGUGUGGGUGGAAGUGGGAAACAGAGUCUCUGUCGACUCGCUGCUUUUCUCAGCGGACUGGAGGUGUUUCAGAUCACACUGCGCAAAGGCUACGGCAUCAGCGACCUGAGGAGUGAUAUAGCUGCUCUGUACAUCAAGGUUGGAGUGAAGAACAUCGGUACGGUCUUCCUGCACACAGAUGCUCAGAUUCCCGAUGAAAGAUUUCUGGUGUUGAUAAAUGAUAUGUUGGCAUCAGGAGAUAUUCCUGACCUGUUCAGCGAGGAGGAGGUUGACAUGAUCGUGUCUUCCAUCCGCGUGGAGCUGAGAGCGCUGGGUUUACUGGACACACGUGAGGACUGCUGGGACUUCUUCAUUGAUCGCAUUCGCAGACAACUGAAGGUGGUGCUGUGUUUCUCUCCGGUGGGCUUCACUCUUCGCACGCGUGCUCGGAAGUUUCCGGCACUGGUGAACUGCACCGCCAUCGACUGGUUUCAUCCCUGGCCCCAGCAUGCACUGCAGUCUGUCAGCAGCACUUUCAUACAGAACAUCCCCGGCCUGGACCCGGCGGUGCAAUUGUCCAUCAGUGACUUCAUCUCGUUCGCUCACACUACUGUCAAUGAGGUGAGUGUGAAAUACCAGCAGAAUGAGAAACGCUUCAACUACACAACACCCAAGAGUUUCCUGGAGUUCAUGAAGGCCUACGGCAACCUGCUGGGGUCAAAGAGAAGAGAACUCUGUCAGAAGAUGGAGCGUCUGGAGAACGGCCUGCAGAAAUUACUGACCACCGCAUCACAGGUGGAGGAUUUGAAGGCUAAAUUGGCCAUACAGGAGGUGGAGUUACAGCUGAGAAACACAGAUACUGAAGCUCUCAUCGCUAAGAUCGGACAACAGAGCGAGAAACUCAGUCAAGAGAGAAGUGUCGCAGAUGCUGAAGAACAGAGAGUAGAAGCGAUUCAAGCAGAAGUGACCAAACAGCAGCAGGAGACUGAAGUGGAUCUGGCGAAGGCCGAACCGGCUUUACAGGCGGCUAAUGCAGCGCUCAACACACUCAACAGGUUGAAUCUAACAGAGUUGCGGACGUUUCCGAACCCUCCGGUCAUCGUGACGAACGUUUCUGCAGCAGUUCUGGUUCUUUUGGCUCCUAACGGCCGGAUUCCUAAAGACCGGAGCUGGAAGGCCUGUAAAGUCGUCAUGAGUAAAGUUGAUGACUUUCUGCAGACGCUGAUGAAUUUUGAUAAAGAACACAUCCCUGAAGCUACAGUACGUGUUAUCAAAGACGAGUAUCUGAGCGAUCCGGAUUUUAACCCUGAUUUUGUGCGUCUGAAAUCAUCUGCGGCGGCCGGUCUGUGUGCCUGGGUCAUCAACAUCAUCCGAUUCCACCAGGUGUUUUGUGAGGUGGAGGUGAAGAGAAUGUGUCUGUGUCAGGCAAACGCUGAUCUGAUCGAGGCCGCUGAGAAACUGGACAUCAUCAGAAAGAAACUCACCGAGUUGGACAGUAGUUUGGACACGAUGAAGGCGGCGUUUGAGAAAGCCACAUCAGAGAAGCUGCGCUGUCAGGAUGAAGUCAACCGCACCAACACGACAAUCCAUCUGGCCAACCGUCUGGUCAAGGGCUUAGAGUCAGAAAACGUGCGCUGGGUUCAUUCUGUGGCCCAGUACAGAGAGCAGGAGUCGACUCUGUGUGGAGACGUCCUCCUCACCGCUGCCUUCAUCUCAUACGCCGGAUCUUUCUCAAAGAGAUACCGACACGAGCUCCUGCUCAACCUCUGGAUGCCUUACCUGCGCUCACAAAAAGUGGCGAUUCCCAUGACUGAGGGAUUAGAUCCAGUUUCCAUGUUAACAGAUGACGCCACGAUCGCCAAGUGGAACAAUGAAGGUCUGCCGGGUGAUAAGAUGUCCACUCAGAACGCCACAAUACUGAGUAACUGUGAGCGCUGGCCACUGCUCAUCGACCCUCAGCUGCAGGGCAUCAAGUGGCUCAGGAGUCACUAUGGCAACCGCCUCAAAGUCAUUAACCUCGGACAGAAGGGGUAUGUGGAUGUGAUUGAAGAGGCUGUGGUCUCUGGUAGACCUGUAUUGAUUGAGAAUCUAGAGGAGACCAUUGAACCCGUCAUUGAUCCGCUGCUGGGCCGCCACACCAUCAAGAAGGGCAGAUGUAUUAAAGUUGGAGAUAAGGAGUGUUAUUUUCAUCCAGACUUUCGUCUGAUUCUCCACACGAAGCUGGCCAAUCCUCACUACAAACCUGAGAUUCAGGCUCAGACCACGCUGAUAAACUUCACGGUGACUCGUGACGGUCUGGAGGAUCAGCUGCUGGCUGAGGUGGUGAAUCUGGAGAGACCUGAUCUGGAGCAUCUCAAGUCUGAGCUCACUAAACAGCAGAACACGUUUAAGAUCGAGCUGAAGCAGUUGGAGGACGAGUUACUGUCCCGUCUAUCUGCCGCUGAGAGUAACUUCCUCGGGGAUGAUGUUCUGGUGGAGAAACUGGAGAGCACCAAACACACGGCGGCAGAGAUUGAGAUGAAGGUGUUGGAAGCAAAGGUUAAUGAGGUGAAGAUAAAUGAGGCGCGUGAACACUACCGGCCCGUGGCUGUCAGAGCAUCUCUCCUGUACUUCAUCAUCAAUGACCUAAACAAGAUCAACCCCAUGUACCAGUUCUCCCUCAAGGCCUUUAAUGUCGUGUUUCAUAAAGCCGUACAGAAUGCAGACGUGUGUUCAGAUGUGAAGAGUCGUGUGAACACUCUGAUAGACUGCAUCACCUUCUCAACAUUCAACUACAUCAACAGAGGACUGUUUGAGAGAGACAAACUAACCUUCGCCGCACAGCUUACAUUUCAGUUAUUGUUGAUGAGUAAGGAGGUGGACACUCGAGAGCUGGACUUUCUGCUGCGCUUUAACAUCGACCUCAGUUACAGCAGCCCGCUGGACUUCCUGUCUAACUCCACCUGGAGCGCUGUUAAAACCAUGAGCUUCACGGACGACUUUCGGGGUCUGGAUCGGGACAUGGAGGGUUCUCCUAAACGCUGGAAGAAAGUGGUGGAGUCUGAAUGUCCAGAGAAAGAGAAACUGCCACAGGAAUGGAAGAGCAAGAGUUCGCUUCAGAAACUCAUCCUCAUGAGAGCUCUCAGACCCGACAGGAUGACGUAUGCCGUACGGAACUUUGUUGAAGAGAAACUGGGUGUGCAGUACACUGAGGGCAGGAAGGUGGAGUUUGCGCGCUCGUUUAAAGAGUGUGGACCGGCCUCGCCCGUCUUCUUCAUCCUGUCACCUGGAGUGGAUCCGCUAAAAGACGUCGAGUCUCUGGGGAAGAAGCUGGGCUUCACUAUAGAUCUGGGGAAGCUUCAUAAUGUGUCUCUGGGACAGGGUCAGGAGUCUGUAGCAGAACUGGCGAUGGAAAAAGCCUCCAGAGAGGGACACUGGGUCAUUCUACAGAACGUUCAUCUGGUGGCCAAAUGGCUGGGCAGUCUGGAGAAACUCCUGGAGCGGUGCUGUGAGAACAGUCACCCGGACUACCGUGUGUUUAUGAGCGCCGAACCGUCUCCCACCCCGCAGGAACACAUCAUCCCGCAGGGAAUUCUGGAAAAUUCCAUCAAGAUCACCAAUGAGCCGCCUACAGGGAUGCUGGCCAACCUACACGCAGCUUUAGAUAACUUUGAUCAGGACAUUCUGGACCAGUGUUCCCGUGAGCAGGAGUUUAAGACCAUUCUGUUCUCGCUGUGUUAUUUCCACGCAUGUGUGGCAGAGAGAAGAAAGUUUGGUCCUCAGGGUUGGAACAGAAAGUACCCGUUCAACACAGGAGACCUCACCAUAUCAGUCAAUGUGCUCUAUAACUACCUGGAGGCCAACUCACAGGUGCCGUGGGAAGAUCUGCGCUAUCUGUUUGGUGAGAUCAUGUAUGGAGGUCACAUCACUGAUGACUGGGACAGAAGACUGUGCAGAACUUACCUGGAAGAGUACAUGCAACCCAACCAGUUCGACAGGAAGCUGUCACUGGCUCCUGGAUUUGUCGUUCCUUCCAACCUGGAUUAUCAAGGUUAUCACGCUUACAUAGACGAGAUGCUGCCACACGAAAGCCCGGUGCAUUAUGGGCUACAUCUGAACGCUGAGAUCGAGUUUCUCACGGUGACGUCAGACGGUCUGUUUCACACGCUGCUGGAGCUUCAGUCCAGAGACACCGGCAUGGGUGAAGGAACCUCACAGACCACAGAGGAGAAGGUGAAGACCAUCCUGGAUGACAUCCUGGAGAAAUUACCCGAGGAGUACAACAUGUCAGACAUCACGUCCAAGACGGCGGAACGUUCUCCUUACAUUCUAGUGUGCUUCCAGGAGUGUGAGCGUAUGAACAUGCUCGUCAACGAAAUAAGACGCUCACUUAAAGAACUGGAUCUGGGGUUAAAGGGAGAACUGGCCAUAUCGUCAGAGAUGGAGCAGAUACAAACAGCUUUGUUUUACGAUAAUGUUCCCGAUCCGUGGGCCAGACUUGCGUACCCCUCCACAUAUAGUCUUGGACAGUGGUAUAAUGACGUGUUGCUCCGCUGUAGAGAGCUGGACAGCUGGACUCAAGAUCUCUCUCUGCCCAGUGUGGUGUGGAUCUCUGGUUUAUUUAACCCGCAGUCUUUUCUAACAGCUGUGAUGCAGAGUUUGGCACGUAAGAAUGAAUGGCCGCUGGACAAGAUGAACCUGACGGUGGACGUUACCAAAAAGUUUAAAGAGGAGUUCAACCAGGCAGCCAGAGAGGGAGCGUACAUCUACGGCCUUUACAUGGAGGGUGCACACUGGGAUAUUCAGGGUGGGACGAUUGCAGAGGCGCGUCUGAAGGAACUAACUCCCAGCAUGCCUGUUAUCGCCGUCAGAGCCGUUCCAAACGACCGUCAGGAGACGCGUAAUACCUACGAAUGUCCCGUCUAUAAAACCAAACUGCGCGCUAACACGUAUAUUUGGACCUUCAACCUUAAAACCAGAGAGAGACCUGCAAAAUGGGUUCUUGCAGGGGUCGCCCUUCUGCUUAGUGUGUGAGACUGACACCUGAUGACUAACUGAUGUGUGACCGGUGUGUUUGUGUAUUUAUACUACUUCAAAUAGUGCCUUUAGAUAAAGACAGUGCUUUAAGAAAAUACCUUCUUAUUCUG